Messenger RNA from Striga hermonthica, 2352 nucleotides. The record is from the annotation of a GenBank genome assembly. Lineage: Eukaryota; Viridiplantae; Streptophyta; Magnoliopsida; Lamiales; Orobanchaceae.
AUGGGAAAACAAAUAGUCCAUAGAGUGCUGCUAUUAUUUCCAUUCAUCAUAGUCCUUUACCUUUCUAAUGCAGAGCAUCUACAAUCAUCCCAGGUACAAGUUCUUUUGAAAAUCAAAUCCCUCCUAAACUCUCCACCUUAUCUCGAAACAUGGAAUCAAAACACUGAUUUUUGCAAUGCCGAGCCUUCUGAAAAUCUAACCGUUGUCUGCUACGAAGAAAGCAUAACUCAGCUGCACUUAGUCGGAAAUCUCGAUACUCCUCGACUGCCCAAUAAUUUCUCGACUGAUUCCUUUUUCACAACGCUCGCGGAACUUCCCAGCUUAAAAGUCCUCACAUUGGUAUCACUCGGCCUAUGGGGACCUUUGCCGACCGAAUUCGCGCAUUUAUCAUCCCUCGAAAUAGUUAAUCUUACUUCAAAUUUCCUCCAAGGCCAAAUACCCCACUCUAUAUCUUCACUACAACACCUUCAAACUCUUAUACUCGAACGUAAUAAUUUCACCGGUGUGCUUCCUGAAGGACUCGGUUCACUUUCGGCAAUAGCUGUCUUGAAUGUAAAAGGCAAUUCUUUAUACGGUAACUUGCCGAAAUCGCUCGAGGAUUUGGAAAACCUCAGAGUCCUUGUGCUGUCUAGUAAUAAUUUCUCUGGUGAAGUGCCUGAUUUUAGUGGCUUAACUAACCUUCAAAUGCUCGACUUGGCGAAUAAUUCCCUCGGGCCUCGGUUUCCUUCGGUUGGCGAUAAAAUAGAGACCAUUGUGCUUAAAAACAACAAAUUCACCUUUGGUAUUCCUGAGAAAGUUCAGUGGUUAUAUCAGCUAAAAACUUUAGAUAUUUCAUCCAACAGAUUUGUGGGGCCCUUUCCGGUGCCUAUUUUAUCACUUCCGUCGAUUGCUUAUCUUGAUAUCUCUGGAAAUAAACUCACCGGCAUGCUGUUUGAAAAUCUGGCCUGUAAUGACGGGCUUUAUUUUGUGAACCUCACUGAUAAUCUCUUGACGGGUAAACUGCCUACUUGUUUGGUGUCUGGCUCGGAAAAAAGAAUAGUGACCUAUGGCGAGAAUUGCUUGCAAAAUGGCAAUGUAAAUCAACAGCCGGUUUCGUUUUGCAAGAAUGCGGCUCUAGCCGUGGGGAUAUUGCCCCAUUUGCGUAGGCAAAAACGAGCAAAGAAAGUGAUUCUUGCUUUGAGCAUAUGUGGAGGAGCUAUUGCAGGCGCGGUUUUAGUUUGUGCAAGUUUUUUGGUGGUUAAGAAGUUUCUUGCGAAGAGGGAAUCACGGAAAAAGGGUAUGACGAGAUCUACAGCUGAAAAUGCAGCCACAAGCUACACUUCGAAGAUUCUUAAGGAUGCAAGAUAUAUAACUCGAGCAAUGAAGCUAGGAGCGCUUGGGCUUCCAGCUUAUAGGACGUUUUCAGUUGAAGAGCUUAAGGAGGCAACUAAUAAUUUUAAUACAUCCGCUUCCAUAGGAGAUGGUUCUAAUCGUCAGAUGUACAAAGGUCGAUUGAGGGAUGGGUCCCAUGUUGCGAUUAGGUGCAUUAACCUGAAAAGAAAUCAAAACACUCAAUAUUUCAUGCCUCAUGUAGAGAUGAUAUCCAAACUCAGACAUCACCAUUUGGUGAGUGCUCUUGGACAUUGCUUUGAGUAUUACUUGGAUGAUUCAAGCGUGAGCAGGGUUUUUCUUGUCUUCGAAUAUGUCCCGAAUGGAACUCUAAGAAGCUGGAUAUCGGAGUGGCGUGUGAGACGGAAGCUAACAUGGGCCCAGCGUAUAGCAGCUGCAACAGGGAUAGCAAAGGGUAUACAGUUCCUUCAUACAGGGAUCGUGCCUGGUCUUUUUGCCAAUAAUAUUCAAAUAACCGAUGUUUUGCUCGACCAGAACCUUGUUUCGAAAAUAACCAGUUACAACCUGCCUUUGCUAACAGACAACAUGGGAAAAGUAAGGAAAAUAAGCGUAGUUUCUCGAUCAUACAUUGUGUUUCUCGACAGGGCAAAGUAUCAAGACAAGCUUGACAUACACGACUUUGGAGCAAUCUUACUGGAAAUCAUCUCUGGCAGGCCCAUAACUUCCAGGAACGAGCUCGAAGCAAUAAAAUUCCAGUUUGAAGCCAGCACAAUAGUCGAUGACGUAUCAAGAAAGAGCUUAGUGGACUCUGCAGUGAAGAACACAUGCUCGGCUGAAUCUGUAAAAACAAUGAUGGAGAUGUGCUGCAGGUGUUUGCACGAGAAUCCAGCUGAACGGCCCUCGAUUGAAGAUGUCCUAUGGAAUUUGCAGUUUGCUGCUCAGGUGCAAGAGGCCUCCCAAAGCAGUGAGGGCUCUCCUAUUUCCCCUCUGCAAUCUUCAAGUUUAAAGUUGACCUUGAAAUAG